AAAAGCUUCAACUGAACAUACUUCUAAUACAUCACACACAAAUUGUUUUGGUUUUUUGUUACUUGGGCAUUACGCAUCAUUUAAUUAAUAAAUAAUUGUCUUUAAGUAAAGAAAAUCUCACUGUAUUAGUUAAUAUUUCAAAAAAGUAGUAAAAAACAGAAAUAUGCUUUCGUUUUUCUUAAAGAAAAAGCAAAGCCCAGAUACACCCCCUGAAGAAGUUAUUCAAGGUCCCGCAACUGAACCAGCACCUAACAAUGGCGCAGAUGAUUUUAUUUUCGUUGAGAAGAAAGGCAACGAUGGGCCAACACCUCCACAGCCCUCAGCACAUCAUAUGUAUCCACCAAUGCCACCAGCUUUUGGUGUAGCACCUUAUCCCGCAAUGCCAUAUCCACCCCAUGGAACGCAAUCGACUGCUACUAUAAAUACAAAUCAAGCGGCAGUUCCUUAUGUGCAGGAUGUACCAUUUGUUUUGGCCCCGCAGCUUUGUUUAAAAAAUACAUCCGAUCUUAUGCAGACCCAAGUUGAUGGUAUUUUGGCUGUGAUGACACGACAAAUGUCGGUGGAUGAAAAGGAUGAUUAUAAUUUUGCUUUGGAAAGAUCAAUACAAAAUGAAUGCUAUUAGCAUUUGAGGCAGUUGUUAAAUUUUUGCUAAGAUAAACUAAGAUUAGAGAUUCCUAUUAUAAGUAAAGCCAUGAUGCACCGCAUGUGUUAAUAUGUUAGAGAAUAUAAUAUGUAUGUAUAAUGUAUAAUUAAGAUGUGUCUAUUCAAAAAUAAUAUAAAAUUUUGAAGUUGAUCUAAACAAA
This is a messenger RNA of Lucilia sericata (common green bottle fly), 803 nucleotides long. RefSeq lists its product as uncharacterized. The record is from RefSeq and is a predicted model, not a curated record. The coding region runs from base 164 to 622 and encodes 152 amino acids. Lineage: Eukaryota; Metazoa; Arthropoda; Insecta; Diptera; Calliphoridae. The transcript has a single exon.